UUUCUUUAAACUGUUUAUUUUCAUUUGCGGUUUCUCUAAUGGAAAGUGACCGGCGCAUUAUCGGUUAUAUGAAGCAAUAGAGAAAUGAGGUCUUCCACAGUUUUAAUCAGAUUAAGGUUUCAAAUCGGACGUUGUCAUCUUUGCAUUGAGGGCCACUUGCUCUGUAUGCUAACAGUACUUUUUGUACUCAGUACUCGAAAGCCAUAAGAUAAUUCUAAGAAAUUAAAAUUAACAAUGCAAAAAGUAAAAUCCUUGUAACUACAUUAAAAGGACUGUAUUCAUAAGUUCAAGUGACUUUUUCAUAUAUGCAUAAGCAUUAAGCAUUUCUGAUUCACAACGGUACUAAUUUAACCUUUGUGUGAUAUCCUGAAUAUUGCUGAAUGAGAUAUCCUUCCUGUUAAGAUAAAAAAAACGAUAUAUGAUUCUGCUCUUUUUAGUAACAUCUUCAGUUCCUUUAAAGAGGUUGAAUUUUUUUUUAUAGUUUUAACCAACCAGAUUCGGCCAUUGUAUAUCCUAAACAGUGUUAUUAUAUUCCCAUGUAUCUGUGAUAGUUAAAAUACGUAGAAGUUUCUAGACUAUGCAAUUAUUUCAGAAGAAGAAUGGCGGUGAAUAUUCGAGUAAAAGUCCAUCCCGUUGUCUUAUUCCAGAUUGCGGACUCAUACGAACGAAGGUCCCAGGAGAACCACAGGGUUAUUGGUACCCUGGUCGGGAGUGUGGACAAGCAGUGUGUCGAGGUGACAAACUGCUUCUGUAUACCCCACAAGGAAUAUGAAGAGAGGGUGGAGGCCGACAUUGUCUAUGCUCAGGACAUGUUUGACUUAAAUAAGAAAGUAGCACCUCAAGAGAUGCUGGUCGGAUGGUUUGCAACAGGAAGUGAAAUAACCAGCCACAGUGCUCUUAUCCAUGAUUACUAUGCCAGGGAAACUAAGGACCCAAUUCACAUGACCCUGGACACUACCCUUGUAAAUGGUAGGAUGACAAUGAAGGCCUAUGUGUUUGUACCUCUAGGAGUACCUGGAGCAACUUCUGGUUCCAUGUUCACUCCGGUUCCAAUUGAGGUUACUGCAUCUGAGCCUGAGAUUGCAGGUCUAGACCUUCUUCACAAAACUAAAUACAUGAAGACUAGAUCUGUUGAACCAAUGCCUGAUCUUACCAAGAUUUCUGAAGCUGCUAAUAGGAUGGAAGUCAUGUUAGAUGCCCUUCUUCAGUAUGUUGAGGGUGUUCUGGACGGAAGUAUAUCUCCGGACAACGCUGUUGGAAGAACAGUUUGGGACCUGGUACAAUCAGUACCUAAGAUGGAUACUGUUGAGUUUGAGAAGAUGUUGAACUCGAACCUGAGAGAUCUUCUCAUGGUCAUCUACUUGUCCCAGCUGACCAAAACCCAACUCCAGCUCAACGAGAAGCUCUCCAUGGUCUCAGUUAACAACAUCAGGGAAAUGGCAAAGAUCAUUCCGGAGUAAGGUGUUGAAGAAGUCCCUCUUGUCCACGGUAGACAAGCAUUGAUCUACAGACUCACAUUUAAACUUAUACAGUACAUACACAACCGGUUUAUUAUUAUAAAUAAAGAUCAACUAUUUGUAAACAAACCGCUUUAGGACUUGUAUAACUUGGUGUCUAGGUAUUUGCAAGUUCCCCUGAAGGGAGGGGAACAGGGGCUUCGCCCCCCCCCCUCUUCAGAGGAUAUCUUACCAAUUACAAUUUCAGA
Eurytemora carolleeae is the source of this 1705-nucleotide messenger RNA. It is a transcript of the gene eIF3f1, whose product is annotated as eukaryotic translation initiation factor 3 subunit F-1. Gene Ontology annotation, molecular function: metallopeptidase activity; translation initiation factor activity; translation initiation factor binding. NCBI's taxonomy places the organism in Eukaryota, Metazoa, Arthropoda, Copepoda, Calanoida, Temoridae. Gene Ontology annotation, biological process: translational initiation. Gene Ontology annotation, cellular component: eukaryotic translation initiation factor 3 complex, eIF3m. The record is from RefSeq and is a predicted model, not a curated record.